Lodderomyces margitis is the source of this 3912-nucleotide messenger RNA. RefSeq lists its product as uncharacterized. NCBI's taxonomy places the organism in Eukaryota, Fungi, Ascomycota, Pichiomycetes, Serinales, Debaryomycetaceae. The transcript has a single exon. The coding region runs from base 1 to 3912 and encodes 1303 amino acids. The record is from RefSeq and is a predicted model, not a curated record.
AUGAAGAUUCAUAAGUUGUUGCUUAUUACCACCACCGUGGCUUCAUUGACUGUGGACAACCAAUUGAUCAAAGCUGAUGAAGCUAAAAUAGAUGCAAAGGGUUCAGACAGGAUGAAAGUUAAGCAUCUGUUUGCUUUUCCGAUUUUUAAGUUCAAACUCAAGUUACCAUUUCAAAAUACCUCACCAAGCUCAUUGCCGCAGGGUCAAGUUGGAAGUGUUGAAGAUACCGCUAAGAGCCAAUCGACUAAAGUAAGUGGACCGACUGUCUCGGCUGAAAAGGAAUGGACGUUUCAGCCAGGUGCUACCCAAAUCCCUGGUCACGAGGAUGAUGCUGGUGGUGCUACCGAUGACGGUGACGAUGAUGAAGAAGAGAAUCAAUGCGAUGGAUCAGACAAAGAUGAACCAUCAUUGCCUUCAAACCUGUCAUUUAAAGGAUUCGGGGAUAUGUUUAUGGAAAUGAUGAAUGUGGGAAAGGAUUUGACCUUAGAAAAGAUUGAAGUAUUGAAGGAUAUAUUGUUUUUGAUUGACAGAAUCAAGGAGGAGACCGACACUUCGGGCGAGGGCGAGGAAAACACCAUUGUAAAUGAAAACAGCGACAGUAAGUCCCAUACAAUCGACUCAACGGAACCUCAAAAGGCUAAGGAGGAUCAAAAAGGUACAUCUACCGAUGGUCAGAACGAUGAUUCGGCUUUAAACGCAACGGAGACAUCACUGGAUGCUAAAAUUGACGUUUGGAGACUUUCUACUACUGGUAAUGCAGAGGCUUCAAAGUUCUUGAGAAAACGUGACAUUUCACCUGAAGAGUUAGGCAAUGUGAUAAGUUUGGGAGAUUUGAAAAAGUUUUUAAAGAAAGGCAGGUUUGAGGGUGAAGAAAUGGAUAGUGACGACGAUGAUAAAUACGGCUAUGACCAACUGGAUCCAGUAGCUAAACACAAAGAGGAAUAUGCCGACACUGACUUCGAAAUAAGUGAUUUGAGUAAAUUAAAAGAAAAACUAGGAAUUUCUGGAAAGAGUGGAGACGGGGAGUCUACAUCUAAGUUGAAGAAUAUUUUCAAAAAAGGUGAUGAUGAGCCGAAACAAAAUGAUGAGGAUGAAGAAAGUGGAAGCCGCAAAAUAAAAUCACAUUUCAAAAAGGGUCCUCCCAUUGUUACUACUACGUUGGUUACUACCAUCACAACUGUCGUGAAUCCAGAGACGGAUACACCCAACGAAGACUGCCCAGAAAAUAAACUGAAACCGAAACCGAAAUUCUAUCCUUAUUUGCACCCUAAAGGCGAGGAAUACCCUGAAGGUUUGAAUUUCAAUAUUGACUCGUCUUCAGAGACUGAGGAUUGCGAUGAAGAGGAGUUCAGCGAGGAGCCAAACAAUUUGAAAGAAAAAGCCAAUGCAAAGAGUUUGAGCAUCAAAUCAAGCAGAGCUAGGGGUAAGGCUUGGAUUGAUAAACUGACAUUUACAAAACGUGACGAGAAAGAUAAGUGGGAAUGGGAAUAUCAUGACAAUGAAGAAACCCCCACUACUGGAGACCUCGAAGCUUCUGACGAUUCUGACGAUUCUGAUGAAGAAACUGACGGAAAUAUGAAAGGUGGGUGGUCCUGGAAAUCAAUAUUCGGUCUUGGAAACAAUAUUAAGAAGAAGAAACUAUCAACAGACGAUUCCAAUUUCGAGUCGACGUGGUUGUUCAAAAAGAAAUUGAGGUCCAAAAAACGCAAAUCAAAACCUCUGACUACGACAACAACAACCGUGACUCGUCCAAAACCAACAGAAAAGCCUACUGAGGAUGAAGAAGAGGAUGAUCCUGACUGUCCUAGAGAAAAGAAAGAAAGGUUGAGACAAGAAAAGGAAGAGAAGCUCAAGAAGAAAAAGGAGGCGCUCAAGGAGAAAUUAAAGAAUACACCGAAGUCUACUCCAAAAGCAGCUACAACAGCUCCAAUGAAGAAAAGUCCCACCACCAGUAGUGAAAAGGUAAAGAGCAAAAUUGGCGUGGGCAAAACGUUGACGACACCAACAGACAAAGCUUCCUUCAUCAAGUCCAAACCAGUACCAAGUGCUUCAGCCCCAGUAGAUGCUGUUUCCUCAGAGAAGGAAAGAAUUUUUUUGCUUUUUAUUCCAGAUGAAGGUGAAGUCAAGCUCUUGACCCCUGAAGAGUUUGCUAGCUCAGCACCUGACUUUGAGAAAGCUCUAUUUGUAAAGGUUGCAUACAAUACUCUCCAAAUUGCAUACAAUAUUGCAAAGGAGAAGCAACCCAGUGCCAGUGGUGACGGGGCUGGGGUUACUAAUGUUGACGAUACAAAAGAGCGUUACAUGCGUAAAAUCAUAUUGGAAGAUGGAGGUUUUAUUAAGAACCAAAAAGCUAUAGAAGAUGUUUUAUUAAGAUAUUUUGACAGAUUCAAUGAUGACACCAAUGACCACAGCUUUAAUCAGAUCUUUGAGAAUGGAGAUCUUUUUGAUGAUGACAAAACGGACAACGGUUCCACUAGUUUCAAAUUUGAAGGUUAUGAUUCCUUUGAGGCUCAGAACAAUAUUCCUCCUGAGGAUCUUGAAGUAGAAGAUGUAAUUGAAAAAGUGUUUAUGUCUUUGAAACAGUCUGACUUGAUAAAUACCAUUUUCAAGUUGUCAUUGAAGGACAAGAUAGUAAGAAGUUCAUUAUUUGAUUUGACGUUAGAAAAUCUUAAAAACAAUCAGAUACCAUGGGAUGAGUUGUUAAUGGCUAUUCAAGCCCAUGAUUUGAAUAUUGACUUCGACAAGUUAACAUUUGUCAAACCUGAAUUUGGCAAGAGCUUAGCAAAAUUAGUGUUGGAUUCUCUUCCACCAUUGAUUAAGAAGGGGUUUUUAUCUCGCUUAGAAGUUAUUCAACAAUUGUCAUUUGCAGAACGUCCAACGAAUUGGAGGAAACCUGUUAUUGACAGAGACAUACCUCAAGAGCUUGAUGAUGACAAUAUUGAAGACGUUGCGCAAGAGUCCAGUCAUGUCAAAUUUGAGAAAGGACAUCUGGAAAAGCACCAUUACGCCAAAAACUUCAAUCUGACAACUGAUCACACCUUGGAGCAUCACGAAGAAAAGAACAAAAAGAUAGAAAAGGAAGACCAUUUGAAAAUUCUUCCUGGCCGAGAAGUGGAAAAGGAAGGGCAUGAAAAUUUAUACAAUGAUGCCAAGAAAGAGCUUUCUGAAAAGUUGAAGGAUGGCGAAGGCAUUCACAAGGAGAAUAGUAAGAAGGGGGUUAUGUACCACCACAAGGGGAAAUAUCAUGAGGUUGACAAAUCAGGUGAAACCAAAGAAGAGCGUUUUGAGAGUGACCGUCAUGAGCAAAAAAAGGAAAAACUUGAACAAGAUUUUCUAUUGAAUGGAGGUGCUAUUGUCGGUAAAUAUAAACGUCAUGAGGCUGGAAAUUAUCGAGAGGAUUUAAAUCGAAAAACACUUUUGCAUCUCACACGUCGUGAUGAAAUUAACCAACAUGCUAACCUUGCAAUUGACAAGAACUGGAAUUCUAAAAAUUCGUUUACCAACGAACGUGACAAGGAUCAUUAUGAAUCCAAUCGUACAUUGGGAGGACAACUUCAUUCAAAAGAGCAUUAUGUAAAAGAACAUCAUGAAAAGGAACGUCACGAUACUGCUCCUGGUGUCGAGCAAUAUGAAAAGGAGAAGCAUGAUAAAGAGGAGCACGCAAAGGAAAACCAUGAAGUGGGACCACAAGAACAUGAACAGAUGUUGAAAGAACAUGGAAAAGUUAAAGAUAAGCUGGCUGUGAUUGAAAAUUCCAAUGUCAAUAAGGAAUCGGAGUCGAAUGUGAAUGUGAAGGUGAAGGUGAAUGGUUCAGGAGUAAGACCUGUUACUGUACCUCCACAACCUCCUGCCCCACCAAUUGAAAUUACUCUACCUGUUCCUGGACAAGUUGUACUUCCAGUCAUUGGAUAG